Molecule: messenger RNA, 860 nt
Organism: Theobroma umbraticum
Lineage: Eukaryota; Viridiplantae; Streptophyta; Magnoliopsida; Malvales; Malvaceae
Product: Microsomal signal peptidase 25 kDa subunit (SPC25)
Biological process (GO): protein targeting to ER
Cellular component (GO): signal peptidase complex; membrane
Source: RefSeq, a predicted model, not a curated record
CUCUGCUGUGUCUCGUCUCAAGCUUACCAGCAGCGCCAUUUCCAUACCCGAGAAAACCAAAAAUGCAAGAAAAGAAGGCAGAGACGGGAACCAAAAGCGCGAAGAAGGCGAAUCUCUUAGAUCACCACUCCAUCAAACACAUCCUCGACGAAUCCGUCUCUGAGAUUGUUACGAGUCGUGGAUAUGUUGAAGAUGCGAGGAUGAGCAAUGUCAGAUUACUGCUUGGAACGAUUAUAAUUGUAAUCGCUCUCUUCGCUCAAUUUUACAAAAAGAAGUUCCCUGAGAACCGUGAUUUCCUCAUCGGCUGCAUCGUAUUGUAUAUAGUUUUCAAUGGAUUACUCCAGCUGAUCAUCUACACAAAGGAAAAGAAUGCAAUUCUAUUCACAUAUCCUCCUACUGGAUCUGUCACCAGCACCGGUUUGGUGGUCUCCUCAAAGUUGCCAAGAUUUUCUGAUCUCUAUACACUUAGUAUAGCAAGUGCAGAUCCCAAGUCAAUAUCUGCAGGGAAACCAGUAGAGUUUACCAAAAGUGUUACCCAGUGGUUUACCAAGGAUGGUGUAUUGGUGGAGGGCCUAUUCUGGAAAGAUGUUGAAGCACUUAUAAAUGAUUAUGCAGCGGAACCAAAGAAAAAGAAGUGAUCUAGACAGUAAGGCUUGCUUUGAUAGGUUACUGGCUAGACAGUAAAUUCUGGUCAUGUUGUGACUUUGAUAUAGAUAUUCUCUAGAAUUAUUGGUCUCGUGUUGAAAUUUUUGAACUAAAACAAUCAACUUUGCCUGAAAAUCAGAAGACAAUGUACAUCGUAAGUCAAAAGCGAUUUCUGCUAAAUGAAAAGAUUUGGCAUCUUUAGCUUUUCAUUGUUA